AGACAAACCGAGAACAAUGCGACGGGCUCCCAUUCGGAAACGGGGCCACGGAGGCCCUUGAGCCGAGAGCCGAGAAGAGGAGCAGUAGCAGCAGAAGGGAAGAAGCGCAAAGGCGAGAGGGCAAGCAAGCGAGCAACCAGCGAGUCAGAGACAGGGACACCCGAGGCUCGAAGGGGGACGACGACGACCAGGAAGCAGAAGGAGGAGGAGGAGAAGACGCUUUCGUGGAGCAGGAUUAGUGCUGCAGCCAGGCUGUUGUCGUCGUUGAUGUCGUAGAGCAGAGCACCACGACAACGAAGAAGAAGAAGGGGCGGAGGGGGAGGGGGAGGGGACGAGGUCUUGCAGUCGUUGCUCGAUGCUGGUGGAAUGAGAGUUUAGUUUCUCAGCAGCGGCGUCUGUCUGUCUGUCUGUCUGUCUGUUAGUCAGUCGAAACGUGCGAUCAUCAUCGUCGCCGUUCGACUGCGGGGGCACAGCGAGGAAAGGGAGGGAGCUCGAUGUGUACAGGUUGGAACGAACUCGAGCAGGGGAUUGAUUGCACCGAGCCAGCAGCUGAGGCAGGGCGAGAGGGGCGAGAGGGGCGCCGGGCGUAGCGUUCCUGCUGCUGGUGUUUACGGUGCGCGGUCGCGUCUCGGGGAGGGGCAUUAUUCUUCGGGCGGUGUGAAUUGAGUUGGAAAGCUGUUGGGGGGCAAGAGAGGACGAGAUAUGGAGGCGAAGGCGGACGACGAGCAGGAAAGAAUUCAGCAGUUUAUGGAAAUUGCUGGAGAACCUGCCAACCUGGCACGGCAGUUUCUUCAGGCAACCAGCUGGCACUUGGAGGAAGCAAUACAGCUCUACUUUGCCGGGGGUAGUGAAGCGGUGGGGCUAGCUGCGGCAGCAGCUCCCGCCGCCGCUGUGCCAUCAACUUCUGCUCCCGACUCGUCUCCUCCACCGGAUCUUGCACCUGCCCCAGUCGUCCGUGCACCAGAAAGCCCGAAGGAUACGAUCGGAGAGAACUAUGUACGGCCACCUUUGCCAGUUAAGAGGGAGGUCCUGUAUGAGGACAUAUUCCAGCUCAGGGCCCAUCGCAUGGCCCAGACUCCAAAUCAACCUACAUCUGUAGAUGCAUUUCGAAAUUUCGAGGACGAAGCCAAUCAGCGGGCAACUUGGGGAGCAAUGGAAGCCAGCAAUAGUGCUUCUCCUGGUCUUGGAGGCAUGAAGGACUCUUUGGCUGCUCUUUACCGGCCUCCUUUCGAUCUUAUGUUUCAGGGUACUUUUGAGCAGGCCAAAAGUGAGGCUGCAAGACAGGGGAAGUGGUUGUUGGUGAACCUUCAAUCAACCAAAGAGUUCUCCAGUUAUACGCUCAACAGAGAUACCUGGGCGCAUGAGGCGGUGAAGGAAACUGUCAGCAUGUCUUUCGUAUUCUGGCAGGUUUAUGAUGACACCGAAGAAGGACGAAAAGUGUGCACCUACUAUAAGUUAAAUACUAUGCCAACCACCUUAGUUUUGGAUCCUCUUACGGGCCAGAAAAUGCGAGCCUGGGAAGGCAUGAUCAUGCCUGACCGGUUACUGGAGGAUCUGGUCCCCUAUUUGGACAGGGGACCAAUGGAAAAACAACUACCAGCUAUCCCACCACAAAAACGUCCGCGUGAGUCAGCAAAGAAACUCAUCGAGAUUCCUAGAGAUGCAGAAGUUGAGAAAGCGGAAAUGGACGAAGAGGAGGAACUUCGUCGGGCUUUGGCUGCCUCUUUGGAGGAUGCUAGUGCUCCUGUGUCUGAAGGGAAAGACUCAACGCAAGAAGCUAAGGCUGAGGGAAGUGCCAGCGCUUGUGGAGCUGAAGAGCAGCGAGUUAGCGAGGCUACUGUGCCUAAACUUAGAACAUAUCCCAUAUUGCCAGAAGAACCUGCUGCUAAUAAUACUGCAGCAUGCAGAGUUGCUGUUCGACUACCUGAUGGUAAAAGAGCACAACGGAGAUUUCUGCGUUCAGAUCCUAUACAGAAUCUAUGGUCUUUUUGCUGUUCCCAGGUACCGGAGGCAGCUCAAGGGAGGUCGUUUCGAUUAUCGCAAGCAAUUCCCGGUGGUACCCCAUUCAAUUUCAACGAUGUAACGAGCAUACACGAAGCUGGGCUCGGGAAUGCAAUGAUUGCCAUGACUUGGGAUUGAACUCACCCGGCAUGGUUAGAAUUGUUCUAUGCAGAAAUUUUGGUUAUUAUGUGUUUUAGUUUUGUCUGGCAUGGAGAGUUUCUACUGUCCCCUUGGCAUUGUUGGAAUGUAAAGUCAGUAACUUGAACCGAUGUCGUUGUUCUCCAUGUAUGUUCAUGUUUCGAUUUGAAUUGUUGGAUUUUAGAAUUGAU
Messenger RNA from Marchantia polymorpha subsp. ruderalis, 2330 nucleotides. The record is from the annotation of a GenBank genome assembly. NCBI's taxonomy places the organism in Eukaryota, Viridiplantae, Streptophyta, Marchantiopsida, Marchantiales, Marchantiaceae.